Mesitornis unicolor (brown roatelo) is the source of this 2262-nucleotide messenger RNA. It is a transcript of the gene LRRC41, whose product is annotated as leucine rich repeat containing 41. The annotation marks the transcript as partial. The record is from RefSeq and is a predicted model, not a curated record. Gene Ontology annotation, cellular component: cytoplasm; nucleus. Lineage: Eukaryota; Metazoa; Chordata; Aves; Mesitornithiformes; Mesitornithidae. The transcript is spliced from 9 exons.
GCAGCGCUGCCCGGACACCUCCUGCGGGGGCUCCUGCCGCUUCUCACCGUCUUCCACCUCGAGCGGGCUGAGGGCGCGGCGCGGAGAGCAGGCCUCUCGACGCAGCCCAUCUGGCGCAAGCUGUGGGACGAUGUGAUGAAAACCCGGCCACCCAACUUGGAGAGCGUAACCUGCUGGAGGAAGAAGUUCCUUGAAACGUUCUUCUCCAACGUUCUUCACGGUGUCUUGGAUGUCUCCUCUGACUGGCGUCUCAACGACCGUGACUUCUCGCCGCUGCUGCACAGCUCCCCGCACGUUUCCCAGCUCACCCUCUGCAACAUGCUGCAGGGCGCGGUGGAGCUCACUGCCGAGCACAACCGGCGAGUCCUCGAAAACCUGGCUGGCUCCCUGCGCACCCUGAAGUUCCAGCACCUCCUCUCCUCCGACCGGUCCAUCAGGCGUUCGCUGGUUUUACUUCUUCACCGGUUGAUCCACCACGGCUCCGUGAGCCAGGUGUCCAUGUAUUCCUGGCCCGUUCCUGACACGGUUCUUCUCGUUCUCAUUUUGAGCAUGAGUGCGGGGUUUUGGCGCUCGGGAAAUGCCCUCGUGUAUCACAGCAGCCCAUGCGGCCUUUGUAGAGAGGAAGACGAAGCCCAAAGCCUGGAGUCGGCACAAGAGCAAGCAGAAAGGGGCCGCUGCAAUGAGCACGAGCAGAGUAGUGAGAACCAGAAGGGAUCUCCCAGGGCCCCGGAGGAGGCUGGUGCGGAGAAGAACGGAUACAGGGCUGACGCUCGCCUGAGCUGUGUCCACUCUGAACCAAGAAGGCCUCCGCGAAACCAAGCGUGCAAGGAGGCAAGCAGUGACGUGCCCUGUGACCACACCAGCACUCGGGGAGGGUCUCGUCAUGUCCCAGACCAGCUGUCCUGUCAGCCUGUUCUUCGAAAGACGCGCCGGCGGCUGAAAUCCGCAGUGGGGAAGAAGCGCCGCUGCCUCGGACGAAGCGGGGCACCGUGUGCUGACCCAGAAGACCUGUAUGAUUUUGUUUUUACUGUUGCUAGAGAGGAUAACUCAGGGUUACUCAACAAAAACAGUGUCACGGAAGGAGAAAAUGUUGAGAACUGGACCAGUUCCUCCCCAGGAUCUCCGUGCACUGGCCAUGCCGGCUGCAAGAGAAGAGGAGGUUCUGCUGGGAUCUUCUCUCUGAAAGCUGCUCGCCGCUUCCGAAGCGUGUCUACGCUGGAGCUGUUCUCCAUUCCUUUGACGGGGGAGAUGUGUCGGACUCUGAGUAACCUGCUGAGCUCCUGGGUGUCCUUGGAAAGCUUGGUUCUGUCAUACAACGGCUUGGGCGCCAACAUCUCCUGCAUCCUGUCUGGGCUCCAGGCCCUCUCCUGCCGCUCGGACUGCCGCCUCCGCGUGGUGCGCCUGAGCGACGUCUUCUCCCACGUGCUCUGCCUGGAGCUCGUUCGCCGCAUCCUGAGCGCCUUUCCCCAGCUCCACACGCUCUCGGUCAGCUUCGACCUCAAAAACCAGCUGGAGGGGAACAGGCCAGAGGGGAAUCCAAGCUGCAGUGAGGCAGAAAUCCCAGAGAGCUGCCUGGAGCAGCUGGAGAUCCGAUUCCCCAGGGAGCCUCUGCACACCGUGUUCCUGCUGCCAGUGCUCAAGGCGUCAAAGUCCCUCCAGCAGUUGUCCCUUGACAGCGCCACGCUGCCCAAUUCUCAGGAGCUUGGGCUCCUUUUGGAGGCACUCAGAGAGUGUAAUCCAAAUUUGAAGAAACUGAGCUUUCAUGAUGUGAACCUGGCUGAGCACCAGAAAGAAGUUCUGCUUUUGCUUCAGGAUCCUGUCCUGCAAGAAAUCACGUUUUCCUUCUGCCGGCUUUUUGAAAGCUCUACUGCUGCGUUUUUGUCAGAAAUAAUCAAUACAGUGAAACGAAAUUCAUCUUUGAAGAGCCUCAAACUGCCUGGGAAUCGACUUGGGAAUCACAGGCUGGUUGCCCUCGCAGAUGUUUUCUCUGAAGAUUCUUCCUCUUCUCUUUGCCAGCUGGAUGUCAGUUCAAACUGCAUCAAACCCGAUGGGCUCCUGGAAUUCACAAAGAAGCUGGAAGGCCACAUCCAGCGGAGAGGGGGACAGAUUCCAUUCACACACCUCCGUCUCUUCCAAAAUUGGCUAGACCAGGAUGCUGAAACAGCUCAAGAAGCACUUCGGCGUCUCAAAGCUGUGUGCAGUGUGGUCAAUGACUCAUGGGACUCCUCCCAGGCUUUUGCUGACUACAUCAGUGUCAUGUGA